Messenger RNA from Mugil cephalus (flathead mullet), 4403 nucleotides. RefSeq names its product actin binding LIM protein family, member 2 (gene ablim2). Gene Ontology annotation, molecular function: actin filament binding. The transcript is spliced from 24 exons. NCBI's taxonomy places the organism in Eukaryota, Metazoa, Chordata, Actinopteri, Mugiliformes, Mugilidae. Gene Ontology annotation, cellular component: actin cytoskeleton. Bases 318 to 2582 code for a protein of 754 amino acids. The record is from RefSeq and is a predicted model, not a curated record. Gene Ontology annotation, biological process: lamellipodium assembly; cytoskeleton organization.
CGUCCGCUGAGCGGAGAGAGUCAGCGGCAGCUCUGCGGUGUGUGAGUGUCUGCGUGCGUGUUUGUGCGGGGCCGUCGUCCCACUGCGCUCCGAUCUGCACCAGAGACAACGCUGCGCCUCCCGUGGAAACCCCCUCCCCCCUCCCCAUCCCUUACCUACCUACCUACCUACCUACCUACAACCCCCUCAGUCCCCCUCCAUUCAUUCUGCUGGCGUGUGCGCUCUGCGGCUGCUGGCAUCUUCCACGCACUGUGGAUGGUGGAUAGCGGCUCAUUUGCUGUGCAUCAUCCGACUGGAGAAGGCGUCUGACUGGCACCAUGAGCAGCACUGUGUUUCAGCAGCAGGCUGUCCACAGCCCUCUGGAGCAGCAGAAGCAGAAACAGAAGCAGGGCGGAGGAGGACCCAUCCCCUGUCAGAACUGUGGAAAGCCCUGCAAAGGGGAGGCCCUUCGCGUUCAGAACAAACACUUCCACAUCAAGUGUUUCGUCUGCAAAGUCUGUGGCUGUGAACUGUCCCAGGGAGGCUUCUUUGUGCGGCAGGGGGAUUACAUCUGUACCCUGGACUACCAGCGGCUGUACGGGACUCGCUGCUUCAGCUGCCAGGAUUUCAUCGAGGGGGAGGUGGUGUCCGCCUUGGGCAAGACCUACCACCCUCGCUGCUUCGUGUGUGCCUCAUGCAAACAGCCGUUCCCUGCUGGCGACCGAGUGACUUUUAAUGGGAAGGAGUGUAUCUGCCAAAAGUGUACCCAGCCUCUCCCUGCCAACAGCCCCGCACCCAUACAGGCUGUCCACAACUGCUGUGGCUGUGGGAAGGAGUUUAAGAAUGAACAGUCUCUUGUAGCACUGGACAAGCACUGGCACCUGGGCUGCUUCAAGUGUAAAGUCUGCAACAAGGUGCUCAAUGCCGAGUACAUCAGCAAGGAUGGGAUCCCCUACUGCGAGAUGGACUACCAUGCCAUGUUCGGCAUCCAGUGUGAGAGCUGCAAGAAGUACAUCACUGGGAAAGUCCUGGAGGCCGGGGAGAAGCAUUACCACCCCACGUGUGCCCGCUGCGUCCGCUGCGAGCAGAUGUUUGCGGAGGGAGAAGAGAUGUACCUGCAGGGGUCUUCUAUCUGGCAUCCACCGUGCAGACAAGCGGCCAAGCAGGAGGAGAAGAGUAAGAAGCAGGUCCGGAUACAGCUCAAUGACGUCCCUGCUGAGCAGCAGGUGACCCGGACUUCCUCCGAGAGCAUCACUUCAGUGCCGGCCUCCAGUGCCUCAGGGUCCCCGAGCAGAGUCAUCUAUGCCAAACUAGGAGAGGAGACGCUGGACUACAAGGACCUGGCAGCCCUUCCAAAGACCAAGGCCAUCUACAACAUAGACCGCCCUGACAUGCUGUCUUACUCCCCCUACGUCAGCUACCCGUCUGAGGAGAGGCACUACGGAGAGUCCCCCCAGCUGCUUUCUCCUACUCCUACUGAGGGUGAUGGGGAGAAGUCACCCCGUCAGCGGAGGCCCUCCAGCCCCAGCUCCAACAGCUCCCUGGGAGGCUACGGGCGCUACACGCCAUCCCGCUCCCCGCAGAACUACAGCCGACCAGGACCAGAGGUAUACCUUGGGGGUAGAUACAACAGCCAAGCCCGUGACUCCAGUUCUCUAACUUUGCCCCCAACACUCACGGGUGGCAUUAAGUACCCUUCUUCUCCCGGGGCCGGGGACGGGUCCUCCUCGCCUGGUCUCUAUUCUGCCGGGGUCAAAGGGAGUGCCGUUGGUGGUGCUGGUGGUGUUGGUGGAAAGUACUCGCCUAUACCAGCAGGUGGAAGUGCAGCCUUGUCUUUGCACCUAAACCCCACCACCUUGGCCAUGCUGCAGCAGCACAACUACAUCCCUUACUUCAGAGGGUUCAAACAGGACCCCCUACCUGACCCUAAACCUAGGACAUCCCUGCAUCUCAGUUUACCUCCUCCUAACGGUAGUGAAAGUGGUCGGAGUACCCCCAGCUUAUCCACCUAUUCCGAUGGCAAAUCCCCCUCAUCUACUUCUACAUACGUGGCUGCUCCCCGGCAUUUCCACGUACCAGAGGCUCUGGUCAAAGAUAAUAUCUAUAGAAAACCCCCCAUCUACAAACAGCAUGCUUCUAGAACAUCCUGGCAGGAUGGUGAGGAUAGCAAGAGGAGUAGUUGGAUGAUCUUGAAGAGCGAGAUUGACGGUCACAUGGGUCCAGAAGACCUGGACCCCAGCAAGUCGACCUGCAGUCUACCAACUGACACCUCUCAGCCACAUUUUCCCUACAGUAAAUCUGCAUCUUUACCCGGCUAUGGAAGGAACGGCAUUUACAAGGCUGCUGAGAUGGUGGAGGAUGAAGUGGAUCCAGACUCCCAGAGCUGGGGAGGCAUGAGAGAGUACAAGGUCUACCCUUACGAAAUGCUGGCAGUGACGCAUAGAGUUAAAGUGAAGCUUCCCAGAGACAUAGAUCGCACCAGACUGGAGAGACACCUAUCUCCCGAAGACUUCUAUCGGGUUUUCGGCAUGACCCUGGACCAGUUUGACCGCCUGGCGCUCUGGAAGAAGAACGACAUGAAGAAGAAGGCGCGCCUUUUUUAGACAGAAAUAAAAAACAAAAUCGCCAAGCAACAUCUCAACAAGCAUCUGGAAGACAACAGAAAACAAAAACAGCCUAUCAGAAACAUCAAUAUAUGCACCGCCAUGAUACCCCGACUUUCCACCCGUGAAACGCCAUGCCGUCUGGCCCGUGAGGUCACGGAGAGCCGCUCCGUGCGCCGACAUUUUCACAAUGCUGAGGCAGCAUCUAUAGCUUUUCGUAUGCCGUGUGGUGCGAAUGUUUGACUGUAAACCUUUCAGGAGAGGAUGAGGAGCUGCGUUUGCAUGGCCUGUGUUGAUGCUCCUCGUCUUCCAAGUGGUUUCUGCAUCCAAAACCCCCCACCCGACCCUCCCUACCUAUCACCACUGCACCAACGCUUUUGUACACCCUGACAAAAUGAAAAAAAAAAACAAAAAAAACAACAGCUUUUUCUAAUUCUAAUUGUAGGCCUUUCUCCAAGUUCCUGUGAUCCUGACAGGUUUACUGCUACUCUGUCAGUCCCGACCUAUCUCGCUUUCUAUCUUGUGUUUGUUUUCCUCUUUGGGAGAGUUUACGAUCUUGUCUUUCUCUGUCCUGUCGCUCUGUCUUUUCCCUACGCCAAGUGACUGUUACAUUGUACGCCCUUGCCAUUACUGUAGGACAGUGAAGAGAUUGCAGGCUUGUACACAAUGAAUGUUUGAGUGUGUCAUGGCAAACAACUGGCAUAGCUUUUAUUUCAAAAACGCAACCGCCAAAAAGCAACUUAUCAUGUGCUUUUGUUUUUGAUUUUCGCUGAUGUUCUUUUCCAGAUACGUUUGAAUUCAACUCCCUAUCUAACUAAAUCCUUCAGUCAAAUCAGAAACUGAUAGGAGAGCAAAGAACCGGAUAGCAGCCACGACACCGGAGAGAAUCGCUGAUAGGGCGAGAGGGGGAGGGCUGGAGUGCAGAAGGUUUUCAGGGUGUGCAAAGGUGUCAAACAUGCAGUAACUUGCACUCACAUCAAUGGGAAAAAAAGUUAUUUUUAUAAGCUAUUUUUGACUUCUGGAAAGCAUCAUUUCGCCAAUCAUGUGACGCAGCUGAGAGAAACCGCGAUUUUGUUACGAAAAUAAAACCUCUCGCCGACUUUGUUGUGCUUCACAUACCUGCAGCAGCACUUAAGCAUAACAACUGAGAUCUUGCUUGAUUUAAAAACAAAAGAAAAAACCCUCAAUACUCUGUUAUAUCUUCUCAGAUAGAGAUUUAACUCGUUAUAUGUUUGUUGUUUGAAAGCAUUGUUGCGUACAGUAAAAAGCUACACAUUUAAGCUGAAGUCCACCAGCUUUGCUUGGUUUUUCCGGACCGUAAAUUGAUCAACCUGUCAACUAACAUACCUUAAGAUGUAUGUGAACAUAUACUGGACAUAUACCAGAUAUAUCUGUCUGUAUACAAGCCAUGGUGUAUAACUCUUUAGGCAUGCAUGAGGAUGGGAAAAAUGGGGUUUGUCCGCUGACCUCAUAUUAGAAAUGUAUGAAAACAUUAUCAUCAAUGUGGUUUGAGUGAUUGAUUAUUUUCUGGUCAAAUGAAAUCCCCGGGUCAGUUGCUUACAUACGCUUGUGUUAGGUAUAUUUAUUUAAAUGCAAUUUUGAGGAAGGGAUUUUAUUUUGAAACCUUAAUGGGUGUCGUGUCAAACACGUCCCAGAGGAGAGCGCCGUGGAAGAGAAACAUAUCAAGCGUUGAGUUUAAUCCGAGUGUCAAAUCAAAUGUUGCUCCUGUAAGUAACACACUAACUGUUGUCAUAAAAUCGUCAUUGUCUUCUUUCUAAUACUCAUCUGCUAUUAAAGUGCUUUAUCCAAACUACAGAGUCA